This is a messenger RNA of Loa loa (African eye worm), 374 nucleotides long. RefSeq lists its product as hypothetical. The record is from RefSeq and is a predicted model, not a curated record. Lineage: Eukaryota; Metazoa; Nematoda; Chromadorea; Rhabditida; Onchocercidae. The transcript has a single exon. The annotation marks the transcript as partial.
AUGGGCACAACUCCGUUCCGUUAUCGCCACCCAUCCAUCCAACCCCCCCAACUCAAACUCGUUAUCAGAGGGAAAGCAAGGAGAGGGGGAGAGGGGGGGCACACAAGAGGAGGGGAGGAGGAAAAACUGUGCCCAACCCACCCACCCGAAAUCAACUCACCCUCCUAUAGAUGCACAAAGAUACACACGGACACGGACACGCAAUACACGUAUCUCGUUGUCACCCUCUCGUGUACUUCCAAAAAGGUCGGUCACAACUCAACCAAACGGUCAUCAUUUCUCGCAAACCAGGCAAAACUAUAUUUCCUUCCAAUCCCGGUUGCACUCCUCACCAUCGGGACACGACGUCUUUCUAUCCCCUCUCCUCUCCUCCC